CUUUGGUGCAAAUAUUUAAAGCUCCAUCUCCAUGGGUUUGAGCAUUUCGAGGAUUUCUCCACUUGGGCCUAAAUCACUCUCUUUUCGCGCCUCUUCAAAUCUCCUCUCCCCUUCUUUCUCGUUGGAAUUUCAUAGAGGAACAGUGAAAGAGAGUUCUACCACUAUACUGUUUACGUUCCAUGGCGUUGCAAGCUACGAUUUCCAGGAAGGUUUUAAACCAGAAAAGCCUGAGAUGCUUCGGAAUCGGAGCUAGAUCCAUUUCGUCUUGGUGGAAGAGCGUAGAACCGGCUCCCAAAGACCCGAUUCUAGGCGUUACUGAAGCUUUCUUGGCCGAUCCGAGUCCUAACAAAGUCAAUGUUGGAGUAGGUGCAUAUCGAGAUGAUAACGGAAAGCCGGUGGUCCUCGAAUGUGUGAGGGAAGCUGAACGGAGGAUUGCAGGAAAUCUGAAUAUGGAGUAUCUUCCAAUGGGAGGGAGUAUUAAGAUGGUGGAAGAAACACUGAAGCUGGCUUAUGGAGAGAAUUCUGACUUGAUCAAAGAUAAGAGGAUAGCAGCUAUACAAUCUCUCUCUGGAACUGGAGCAUGUCGAAUUUUUGCUGACUUUCAAAAACGUUUCCUUCCCGAAUCCCAAAUUUAUAUACCUGUCCCGACAUGGGCCAACCACCAUAACAUCUGGAGAGAUGCACAAGUUCCUCAAAGGACAUAUCAUUAUUAUCAUCCAGAGUCUAAGGGAUUAGACUUUUCUGCACUCAUGGAUGACAUUAAGAAUGCUCCAAAUGGUUCAUUCUUUCUGCUUCACGCAUGUGCUCAUAAUCCUACUGGAGUGGAUCCCACGGAGGAACAAUGGAGAGAGAUAUCGUACCAGUUUAAGGUAAAAGGUCAUUUUGCCUUUUUUGACAUGGCAUACCAAGGUUUUGCUAGUGGUGAUCCCGAAAGAGAUGCAAAGUCCAUCAGGAUCUUUCUCGAGGAUGGCCAUCAUAUUGGAAUUGCUCAAUCAUAUGCUAAAAAUAUGGGACUCUAUGGCCAGAGAGUAGGAUGUCUUAGUGUGGUCUGCGAAGAUGAAAAUCAAGCAGUAGCUGUUAAAAGUCAGCUGCAGCAGCUUGCUCGACCGAUGUACAGUAAUCCACCUAUUCACGGUGCGUUGGUAGUUUCAAUCAUCCUUGGGGAUCCAGACUUGAAGAAGUUAUGGCUGAAGGAAGUUAAGGUCAUGGCAGAUCGAAUCAUUGGUAUGCGAACUGCUCUUCGAGAAAGCCUUGAAAAGUUGGGAUCACCACUGUCAUGGGAACAUAUAACCAAACAGAUUGGGAUGUUCUGUUACAGUGGAUUAACACCCGAACAGGUUGACCGUUUGACAAGUGAAUAUCACAUUUACAUGACUAGAAAUGGCCGCAUAAGCAUGGCAGGUGUGACAACCGGGAAUGUAUCAUAUCUGGCAAACGCCAUUCAUGAGGUUACAAAAUCUGUUUGAAUGAUGAUUACGGCUUAGAAAUUCCCUGUGCAAAAAAUGAUACACUACAGGGAGAGCCCCCUGGCGAAUAAAAAAAGGUACCUAUUACUACAACCAAUUUGAAGAGUUCCUUCCAUCUUCCCUUUUAGUUAAAAUAUAAAUAGGGAAGGGGUCUUACCUCACAGAUUAAACAUUUAUUUUUGUCCUCAUAAAUUAUGUUUCCUCCUUUAUAUUCUUUUUGUGGAUUUUCAAGAUGUAAAACUUGCAUGAGCGAGUCUUCGAGUAUGAUAAUGUCAGUGUGCAUUGUCAAAUUGAUCGGAUUAUACGUUCGUCUUCUAUUGCCAGCUAAAUAAUUAAUAAUUUUAUUCA
Cucumis melo (muskmelon) is the source of this 1814-nucleotide messenger RNA. RefSeq names its product aspartate aminotransferase, mitochondrial. Lineage: Eukaryota; Viridiplantae; Streptophyta; Magnoliopsida; Cucurbitales; Cucurbitaceae. Gene Ontology annotation, biological process: amino acid metabolic process; biosynthetic process. Gene Ontology annotation, cellular component: mitochondrion. Gene Ontology annotation, molecular function: pyridoxal phosphate binding; L-aspartate:2-oxoglutarate transaminase activity. The transcript has 10 exons. The record is from RefSeq and is a predicted model, not a curated record. Bases 180 to 1466 code for a protein of 428 amino acids.